GAAACCAUGACGGUCAGCUCUGUGGCAUGCCUCGGUCUGUAGCAGCUGACUUUUUGCAUGAAAGGACUGAACCUUCUAACGGAGAGCUCGCAGGGAGAUGCGGGGAUGUCCACCGACGCGGAAUGUCGCCUCGGCGCCAAACGUGGAUGCUAACUUUCUAAGCGGCAGAACGGCGGGCUGUGGAGGGUUUCUCACCCUGGCGGCGGCAGCCCUGCUUUGACCGAACAACAAGCAUCUUUCAGUGUCACCGCGCGGCAGCUGUCGCCUCCUCUCCGCCUCUCCGCCUCUCCGCAGCGUGUAGCUUUCCACUUCAGUGACAAGGUAGCUUCGAGGGUGGCCUGCCAGCUUCUGAACGACAUGACUGUGUGAUCUGAAUUCCUUUCAUCACGUGUGCCAAGAUGUGUGGGACCUUUACACACAGCUGUUCAACAAUGUCUGCGAACCCGCCGACGUGAACUACUUCCUCCACCUUUUCCGGAACCGAGUACUGUUGGUGUCUGCGGAUAUCAGUUUCCCUUCCGAUUGCAUUUCCUGGCUGUUGCUCAACUCUGCUAUGUAGCAACCGAUGACCUCUGCGCUCUCUGUGGAUAAGUCUGGCGUGGAUAAGACCUUCUCAGUGAUUGGUUUCUCCGUAUCCAAAAAAAGAAGAUCUUCGGCCUGAUUUCAGGCCUUUCUCGCUCCCUUCCCCCUGAGCUCCCCCAGUACCAUGCUGGGUGCAGUGCUGCGGAGGAACAUGUCCCAGAAGCUGAGCGUGCUGCUGGUGAUAUUUGGCCUGGCGUGGGGACUCAUGCUGCUGCGCUACACUGUCCAACAGCCUCGACAUCAAAGCAGCGCUGAGUUGCGCGGGCAGAUCCUGGAGCUGAGCCAGCGAUACGUCAAAGUCCUGACAGAAGAGUACCAGAAUGGGCUAGGUGGGCCACAGGGAACCUCUAUGGCUGGCUAUGCUGAUCUGAAGAGGACUAUAGCUGUGCUCCUGGACGAUAUUCUAACACGGCUGGUUAAACUAGAGGGGAAAAUUGAAUUGGUGGUCAAUGCUUCCUCUCCUAAUGCCUCCCACGCCGCAGGGGGAAUCCUCGCCUCUGCUCCCGCUGCUCUACAGAAAGCCUCAAAGCAGGAGACACCUGGCAGCCACCCAGGGACAUCACGCCUCCGCCCACACGUCUCCAAAAGGCAUCGACCACAUUAGGAAGGAAAGCCUCCUGAUGUAUUGAUCCGGAUUUAUUGUUCUGCACAUCCCACUUUUACAACCUUUACUACUGAUGUAGCAGCAUCAGAUUGAUGAAGAGCAAUAGCGAUGCCUAGUGACAUCCAGAAACUUCUCCGAUGGGUUGUGUCUCAGAAACGCUCAGGCAGUCCGGAGAAAAGAAGGACCUCUGCGAUCUCUGGCCUGUCAGAAGCUGAUAUUUAUUUUUGGUACAUAGACAAUCCAGCAAAUGUUUUUUAUAUUUUCAUUGCCAAAUUUAUUUUGCUUAAGUUUAGUUUAUCUCUCUUUCUUUACAAUGCUUGAAUCUCGUGACUGUUUAAGCAAAUGCUUUGAAAUGAACCUGUUUGCUUUGUCACAAAGCAGGCUUAAGAUGCUUCCCACCUCUAUUGUAAACAACUGGACAAUACUGCUUGAACCUAUCUAAAUGCUGAAUUUCAUUCUGCUCUCAUAGUAAAAUUAGGUGCAUUUCAGUUUUUUUAAGUACUAUAAGAGGUAGAAUCUCCUUUAGAAGUACAUUUAAUAAGGAAGAAUAAACUGUCAGUUGUUUGAGAUAAUCCAAAGAAUAUUGUUUGCACUCCAUCUUAAGGCAAUAUAAAUGUGUACUUGCUAUUGUUCGGAGGUUUGCGGAGAAUACGAAUGGACGAAUUGCUUUUGGAUACAGCGAUGAGUGUGUUCCUCUGUCCCAUGUGACAUCCAGUGGCUCCCUCACCCCAUGUAGGGAAAUAUUUCCAUUUCCAUGCUGACAGAACAGAUUGAAUGUAUCUUGCAGUCGGUCUUUAGCCUCGUUGUGCUGUUAAGAUGGCUGACCUACUGCUUACACAUGUUCAGGGUUCAUGUUGCACUGUGACUGGAGAUUUUCUAAAAAUACUGGGUUCAUUCAACUCGGACUUUAAGGACAUUUAAAGAGGGGUUGGACAUCGUGCUCUGGAAUAGCCUUCAUGUUGGUCUGAUACACCACCAUCUCCUCCAUCCAGAGUGGGAAAAUCUGUUUCUUGUAACUUUUUCCGGCCACGGAAAUGGAAAGCUGUUUCAUCGAAGUUAUUUUGAGAUUGUGUGAGGUAAAACUUUCUGUGGGUGGUAGACUAACUCUCAAAAGUGUAAAUAAAACACGAACCUUGGGUCAUCAUGUUACUCAUAGAGAUAUAACUGUGCUUUGGCCUCUGGACUGCUUUGAAUGAGGGAUGCCAAAAAUGUUCACCAUAAUGCUAACUCAGAAACUGAUGAGCCAGCCAGCUGCUUCGAGGUAGAUUUACUAAUGAACUACAGGAAAAAAAAUGUUUCUCUGUUUAAACUUUUCUGUCUCAACUAUCCUGUUUGUUAAAAGCCUUUGAUAUGUUAAAAGCUGCCUUACGCGGCAUCAAACCAACAUUGUGUUUGUGUAGUUUGCAAACCAAUUUGAGGUACAUUUCUCAACUUCUGGGCCAUAGUUGGCCACACAGUGGUGUAGUGGUUGGCACUCUUAUCUCAGAGUGAGAAUAUCUAGUUUGACUUACAGUUGAGGCCCUGUCUGUUUGAUUUGCAUGUGCCCUUCUGUGCAAAUGUGGAUUUUCUACAGACAGGUUUCCAUUCACAGUCCAACAAUGUGCAUUUCAGGUUAAUUGGGUAUCUGUGUGGUUUUUCUGUAAUGUACAGACACCGCAUCUUCAGCAACAGUCAGCAGGAAUCAGCUCCCAACAGAAGGUGCAUAGAAAGUUGUCCCCAUUUCGAUCAGUUUUAAUAUUUGAUGUUGCUUUUAUAGUGGUGCAUCAUUGAUAUAUAUUUAUUUUUUCUUCAAUAAGCACUACCUGUAAGACAAGAAGCGUUCUGAUUUCCUUCUUCUUUUAAAAUUCUGAAUAAACUGAAUAUAACUGUA
Messenger RNA from Salarias fasciatus (jewelled blenny), 3056 nucleotides. RefSeq names its product coiled-coil domain containing 126 (gene ccdc126). The transcript is spliced from 4 exons. Gene Ontology annotation, cellular component: membrane. The record is from RefSeq and is a predicted model, not a curated record. Bases 707 to 1186 code for a protein of 159 amino acids. NCBI's taxonomy places the organism in Eukaryota, Metazoa, Chordata, Actinopteri, Blenniiformes, Blenniidae.